Messenger RNA from Phoenix dactylifera (date palm), 2241 nucleotides. RefSeq names its product Leucine-rich repeat (LRR) family protein. Gene Ontology annotation, molecular function: protein binding. Lineage: Eukaryota; Viridiplantae; Streptophyta; Magnoliopsida; Arecales; Arecaceae. The record is from RefSeq and is a predicted model, not a curated record.
UCAUCUUCCCGCGGCUCGGCUUGUCCAAUUCCACCCUCCUCGCCGCCGUCCAGCUCCAUCUCUGAACAUCUAAACAUGUGGCAGUCUCUCAUUUGCUGAAAAUUCUAUUCAGCAACUGAUAGCAGAUCCCAAAACCUAUUUAAAUCCUCACGCUCCCUCUUCCCCUCCCCUCUGACUUGCUCUCAGGGAAUCGUUGAACCCGUCGUUUGCUUGCUCCCUCUACACUACCUAACCGGCUAACCCUCUCUCCCUAACUCCAUUCUCAUCUCCUCCUUUUAUUUAUUCCCCUGUUAUUCUCCUUCUAUUCUUCCUCUCCUCUCUGAAGACUCCGUCUCCGACGAUGUCCUCUCCGUUCUUCAUCCUCCUCCUAUUCUCCCUCUUCGCCGCCGUUCUGUCCCAACCACCGCAACCCAGAGGCUUCUUGUUAGAUUGCGGCUCUACCGUCGAUUCCACAAUCAGUGGCCUCCGAUGGCUCUCCGACGGUCCCUUCGUCGCCGCUGGCGUCCCUCGCAAUCUCUCCCUCGCCGGCCUCGCCCCGAUCCUCUCCACCCUCCGCUCCUUCCCUUUCGACCCCUCCGCUGGGCCCCGCAAGUUCUGCUACGUCUUUUUCGUCUUCCGUGGCGCCCGCUACCUCGUCCGCACCACCUACUACUACGGCGGCGUCAACGGCCCCGGCUCGCCGCCGGUCUUCGACCAGAUUGUGGACGGCACCUUCUGGACUAUGGUGAAUACAACUGCGGACUAUGCGGCCGGCGUGUCAUCGUACUACGAGGGCGUGUUCUUGGCGAUCGGGAAAACCAUGAGUGUCUGUGUCGCCGGCAACACGUAUACAGAAUCUGAUCCUUUUAUCUCUGCUCUCGAGGUGAUCCUCUUGGAUGAUUCGGUGUACAAUUCUACGGAUUUGAGGAAGAAUGCAAUGGGACUUAUCGCAAGGAGCGACUUUGGGUCCACCGGGAUGAUUGUGAGGUAUCCAGAUGACAAAUUUGAUAGAUAUUGGCAGCCAUUUUCAGACAGCACCCGUGGCCAGAGUAGCACCCAUAAUAUUUCAGUAUCUGAUUUCUGGAAUCUCCCACCUGCAAAUGUUCUUAACACUGCUCUAGUGGCCGGUUCAGAUAAAUUCUUGGUGUUGCAGUGGCCUCCUACAUCCCUACCAAACUCCAGCUACUAUGUUGCUCUUUAUUUUGCCGAUACAUUACCUGGGAGCUCCAGGAUAUUCAAUGUCUUUAUAAAUGACUACAGCUUCUACAGUGAUCUUACUGUUACUUCAUCUGGUCUUGUCGUAUUUGCAACCCAAUGGAUUCUCUCUGGUCUCACAAGGAUUACGCUGUCUGCUAGUCCUGGAUCUGUCCUUCCUCCCAUAAUUAAUGCUGGAGAGAUUUAUCGUCUUUUCUCUCUUGGAAGAGUAACUCAUACUGGAGAUAUAAUUGCACUGGUGGCAAUAAAGAAAAAUAUUAGUAAUCCACCACUUGAUUGGAGUGGAGAUCCGUGCAUGCCUCGUGAGUACUCAUGGACUGGAGUCACAUGCUCUGAAGGAACCCGAAUACGUGUGAUCACUCUAAAUCUGUCGAGUAUGGGUCUGUCUGGUUCUCUAUCGCCUAGUCUUGCCAGGCUGACUGCGCUAAGUGAUAUAUCUUUUGCAAAUAAUAACCUUUCUGGAAAUAUUCCAGAUCUUAGCCGAUUAAAGAGGCUUGAGAAAUUGCAUUUGCAGGACAAUCAAUUAACAGGAAGAAUCCCUUCAUCACUGGGGAAUAGUAAGAGGCUAAGUGAGCUCUUCUUGCAGAACAAUAAUCUGACUGGUGAAGUUCCAUCCAACCUAUUAGGGAAACCUGGAUUAAACAUUAAGCUGGUCCCUGGAAAUCCCUUCCUUUCUUCGCCUCCAAGUUCAUGAGUUGAUCUUGUCUCUUCAUCCGAAGGCAUAGGAUACAUCAAUACUUCAUUACAAUACGUGACGUAACAUUCAUUUGUUCUCCCAAAUAUUUGAAGUCGUCAAGAUCUUCAUGCUAGAUUACAACAGGCUGCCAGGACCAAAUUUCCUUUGAGGUGAGGAAUCUAGAAUGUUCCGCAGAAGCAAAUAGUACAUGUAAUAUUGCUGUGGAUAUGCGACAUGAAUUUAGUUUCAUCUUUUUUCCUGCCCUCUAAAUUAGCAGGAGUUCAAAUUCACUCCAAGCCCUGUUGUAUUUUUUAUAGUUUUCUGUAAACUAAUUCUUAAAUUAAGUCUGGUAUCUCGUUUAUACUUCAUAA